GUAACUCAAGGGCAUACAAUGGUUAAAAUUGGUCCAACUCACUGAAAAACAUGAUUAGAUUGUUCGAGGGCAAAUCCCAUAUUGAAGCAUAUGCUAAGCAUAGACCAACAUGGCCAAAAGAAGUUGCAGAGACUGCUAUUAAUUACCUUAAAUCCAAAAGAUCUAGUUCGAUGCGUACAAAUCUUUGCACCCAUUUGGUGGAUGUAGGUUGUGGGAGUGGACAGUCAACUCCACUUUAUGCGAAACAUUGCAAGAAAAUUACUGGUCUAGAUCCAAGUGAAGAGCAAAUACGCGUAGCUUCGAAAGCCAACAAAUUUGAAAAUAUUGAAUAUAAAGUGGGAAAUGGGGAGGACAUUCCUCUUUGUGACAACUCUGUUGAAUUGAUUUGCUGUGCUCAAUCAGUUCACUGGCUUGAUUGGGACGCCUACUUUAAAGAAUGCAAAAGGGUCUUAGUAUCACAUGGAUGCAUGGCAACCUAUGGUUACAGCACUGCUAGAAUAUCAACCUCUCGUAAAAGCGACGAGUGCAAUGAAGCGUUUCAGACAUUUUAUAAAAAGUGUCUUUUCCAUCCCAGACGAAAGCAUAUUGACAACUAUUUGAGUGAAUUUUAUGAUGCGCUGCCAUGUAAGGAAAAAGUUCGUGAAGAUUCGAUGAAAAUCAUUAGAGAUUGGUCUCUGCAGGAGCUUCAAGGUUACAUUUCAACAUGGUCUGGUUAUCGUAAACUAGCAGAAACAGAGCAGCAAACCGAUGCUUUCACUGAGCUUAUCAGCUUCCUAAAAAGAAUAAUUGGAGAGGAUGGAAAGAUCACUGUAUCGUGGGAUAUAUUCAUGAUUUUAUCCUCCAGACCUGUCCUGUAAAAAUCUUGCAUAUAAUUUCCCACUCUGUCAAUUUUAUUUACGGUAAUUGAUACUUUAAUAAUAUGAUGAAAAUAUAAAUAAAAUAAAUUUGUACAAAUCAAA
Molecule: messenger RNA, 959 nt
Organism: Styela clava
Lineage: Eukaryota; Metazoa; Chordata; Ascidiacea; Stolidobranchia; Styelidae
Product: putative methyltransferase DDB_G0268948
Molecular function (GO): S-adenosylmethionine-dependent methyltransferase activity
Source: RefSeq, a predicted model, not a curated record